Messenger RNA from Lipotes vexillifer (Yangtze River dolphin), 1812 nucleotides. RefSeq names its product Ras association domain family member 9 (gene RASSF9). Bases 351 to 1658 code for a protein of 435 amino acids. Gene Ontology annotation, cellular component: trans-Golgi network transport vesicle membrane; recycling endosome; cytosol. The transcript is spliced from 2 exons. Gene Ontology annotation, biological process: intracellular transport; signal transduction. Lineage: Eukaryota; Metazoa; Chordata; Mammalia; Artiodactyla; Lipotidae. The record is from RefSeq and is a predicted model, not a curated record.
CAAAUAACUAUAGAACACAAUAGAGUCCUCCUCCCUUCCUCUCGUUCUCUCUCUUUUUUUUUUUUUCUUUUCCUUUUCCUGCCUCCAAACGCCUCCUUCGAGGCUGAAGCUGGGCAGGUCUCCAAAGGUGCAGCAGCCACAGCAAUCCCGCAGUUCAAAGUUAAGCAACAGUUGCGCAACUUUCAGCAGCUCCCUUCAGGUGGAUACUAAUGAGCUGAAAGCCAGGAGCAUCUGAGGAGGUGAAGAGGAAGCUUCCAGGUCUCUUCCCUUCACCCUAGAAAUCCAGAUAUCUCCCCCAUCCCCAGAGAACUUUGAGAUACUGUCCUUGCUGUUCGCUGGCCUGGCGGGCCAUGGCUCCCUUUGGAAGGAACUUGCUAAAGACUCGGCAUAAAAACAGAUCUCCAACUAAAGACAUGGAUUCAGAAGAGAAAGAAAUUGUGGUUUGGGUUUGCCAAGAAGAGAAGAUUGUCUGUGGGCUAACCAAACGCACCACCUCUGCUGACAUCAUCCAGGCUUUGCUUGAGGAACACGAGACUACAUUUGGAGAGAAACGAUUUCUUCUGGGGAAGCCCAGUGAUUACUGCAUCAUAGAAAAGUGGAGAGGCUCUGAACGGGUUCUUCCCCCACUAACAAGAAUCCUGAAGCUUUGGAAAGCAUGGGGAGAUGAGCAGCCUAAUAUGCAAUUUGUUUUGGUUAAAGCAGAUGCUUUUCUUCCAGUUCCCUUGUGGCGGACAGCUGAAGCCAAAUUAAUGCAAAACACAGAAAAACUGUGGGAGCUCAGCCCAGCAAAUUACAUGAAGACGUUACCACCAGAUAAGCAAAAGAGAAUAGUCAGAAAAACUUUCCGGAAACUGGCUAAAAUUAAGCAGGACACAGUUUCCCAAGAGCGAGAUAGUAUGGAGACAUUAGUUCAUCUGAUUAUUUCCCAGGAUCAUACUAUUCAUCAACAAGUCAAGAGAAUGAAAGAGCUGGAUCUGGAAAUUGAAAAGUGUGAAGCUAAGUUCCACCUCAACCGGGUAGAAAAUAAUGGAGAAAAUUAUGUCCAGGAUGCAUAUUUGAUGCCCAGUUUCAGUGAAGUUGAGCAAAAACUAAGCUUGGAGUAUGAUGAAAACCAGAUUCUGGAGGACCUGAGAGAAAGUGAUGGAAUUGUACAGCUGGAGGAACGACUAACAUAUUAUAGAAAGCUCAUUGAUAAGCUCUCUGCCGAAAUAGAAAAAGAGGUAAAAAGUAUUUGCACAGAGAUAAAUGAAGAUGCGGAAGGGGCAGCUGCAAGUGAACUUGAAGGCUCUAAUUUAGAAAGUGUUAAGUGUGAUUUGGAGAAAAGCAUGAAAGCUGGUUUGAAAAUCCACUCUUACUUGAGUGGCAUCCAGAAAGAGAUUAAAUACAGUGACUCAUUGCUUCAGAUGAAAGCUAAAGAAUAUGAGCUCCUGGCCAAGGAGUUCAAUUCCCUUCAUAUUAGCAACAAAGAUGAAUGCCAGCUAAAGGAAAACAGAGGAAAGGAAUCUGAGGUCCCUACCAGCAGUGGGGAGGUUCCUCCUUUUACUCAAAGAGUAUUUAACAUGUCUUCAAAUGACACAGACUCGGACACUGGUAUCAGCUCUAACCAUAGUCAGGACUCAGAAACAACUGUAGGAGAUAUGGUGCUGUUGCCAACAUAAUUUGAAUGGCUUCUUUCUGACCUAGCAUAAUGUUGUUCACGUUUGUUUAAUUUAGUAGGAAACUUUAAAUAUUCCAUUCUGCAAAAAAAUGUAAAUCAUGUUAAAGUGUUUGGUAGUUAAUAAAAACUAGAGAAUUUUGUAAGUUUGUUUUUGA